Parasteatoda tepidariorum (common house spider) is the source of this 1052-nucleotide messenger RNA. The record is from RefSeq and is a predicted model, not a curated record. Lineage: Eukaryota; Metazoa; Arthropoda; Arachnida; Araneae; Theridiidae.
AGUCACGUGACAUCACCAGAUAUUCUUGAAGAUGAAUGCAAAGUUGGAAAUGAGAUUAUUAUUUAUAAUGCUUCAAAUUUGGGAGCAGCUGGAAAAAUAAUAGCGACGCUAAGUCCUCCUUAUCAGAUGAACAAAAAUUGUAAAAUAAUUAUAAAUCCACCAGUUGGCUUUGGAGUUGUAGUUAGCAUACAAAAAAUUGAUUUUAGGCAGCCGUCUUUCUAUUGUUUGGAUUAUUUAAAAAUCUAUCACUCUGAUACUUUCUUUUCUCCAACAACUUUAUGUCGAUUCAAAUUUGAUCUCAAAGAAAAUUUAAGUUAUUAUUCAAAAGGAAGAAUGGAAAUGAUUUAUCAUGUUCAAUCUAAAUUGAGUGAUGGAUUAAACAUUGAAGAAGGAUUUUCACUCACAUUUACCAUUGUAUCUGAAGAUAUACAAGAUUGUCUGAAAACAUCUAUGUAUAUGUGUGAUAACGGAAGAUGUAUUCCCAAAAAUUUAACAUGUGAUAUGAAAAAUAACUGCGGAGAUAACAGUGAUGAAACUUAUCUUUUAUGUGAUUCAUCUGGUCAUAAUUUGAUACAAAUAUCAGACGUCAUGUACGGUGUGGUGGUCUGCCUCUUUGUUUUUAUCAUGUUCUCAUCCUGGGCAGUGAUAGUUUCCCGAAAACGAAGACGCCAUCAUGACACUGACUCUACUUCAGAUUCUGAUGAACCAACAACUAGAAUUACGCCUUACCAAUCUGUUCAUCCUCAGGGAUUUUUUAUCUGUCAAAAUCCAGCUGGACCAAGAACUCCUUAUUUUCAACAUUCAAAAAUUAUACACUCUGAGGGAGGCUUUACAAAUCCUUGCUAUCCUACUGGAGUACCUCAGGCACCUCCUCCCUACAGCCAAUGAUUUUUUUUUUCCUUCAUCAUCAAAUAUGAACUGCUUGUGGACUUUUCAUUCAAGCUUUAUAUCCAAAAUUUUUAAAGAAUUCCAAAUGUUUUUGUAAUAGCAACAGUUGUUGAAUGCAUUUUCGUAAAAAAAAAAUAAUAAUAAAUAAAAAUAAAAUAGUAAAA